Nerophis lumbriciformis (worm pipefish) is the source of this 2940-nucleotide messenger RNA. The record is from RefSeq and is a predicted model, not a curated record. NCBI's taxonomy places the organism in Eukaryota, Metazoa, Chordata, Actinopteri, Syngnathiformes, Syngnathidae.
AUGGCAGUUGAAAAUUUCGUUUCAAAGACACUGGAGCUUCUGCAGGAAGAGAGGGAGGCUGAAAUAGAGGAAACAAGAGUGUGGAAGGAGAACAUCUCACUUAAAGAGCUUCAAAACAAAGGAGUGUGUCUGUUAAAACUUCACGUAGGAAGUCAAUCCACAGGCCUGUAUGGUCGCACAGUUGUUGUCCUUGAACCAAGGAAGUAUCUCGGCUUUUCUUCUCUUCCUAGCAAUAGCUUUGGACCUGGGGACAUAGUUGGAUUGUAUGACUCUGGUGGAUGCAGUGCGACGUCACAGAUCAGCACGGGUAUCGUGACGCGAUGCAGCCAGGCCUCGAUAAGUGUGGCUUUUGACGAAUCAAAGGAUGGGCUCAGUUUUGAUACAGAUGCUUUGUACAGCCUCUUAAAGUUGGCAAAUGAUGUGACUUAUAAACGAAUGAAAAGGGCUUUAAAUGCCUUAAAUGGAUACAACAAUGGACCGUCUGCCGAUCUGAUCAAUGUUCUCUUUGGAGAAGCCAAACCGUCUUCUAAUUCUCAACCAUGUGAUGUCAAAUUCUUUAACUCCAAUCUGGAUGAUUCCCAGAGAGAAGCAGUGACUUUUGCUCUGUCUCAGAGAGAACUAGCAGUGAUUCAUGGUCCUCCAGGCACCGGGAAAACUACCACGGUAGUGGAGAUCGUUCUGCAAGCUAUCAAACAAGGCCAAAAGGUUUUAUGCUGCGCCCCAUCGAAUGUGGCACUGGAUAAUUUAGUGGAGAGAUUAGCCCGGUGCAAGGCCAAGGUUCUAAGGCUCGGUCAUCCUGCUAGACUGCUGGACUCUAUCCAAAAACAUUCACUGGAUGCCAUCCUUGCCAAGAGUGACAACGCCAACAUCAUCGCUGACAUCCGCAGAGACAUUGACAAUGCUUUUCUGGGAAUGAAGAAAAACAAUGAAAAAGGAGAGCGGGGGAACCACAAGAGAGAAAUAGGCGAACUAAGAAAAGAGCUGAAAACAAGGGAAGCGACAGCCAUCACCCAGAUACUUAAAAGUGCCGAUGUCGUCUUAGCGACAAACACGGGCGCAAGUGACGACGGGCCUCUGAAGUUCCUGCCGGCCGAGCAUUUCGAUUGGGUUGUGAUUGACGAGUGUGCCCAGUCGCUGGAGAGUAGCUGCUGGAUUGGCCUGCUCCGAGCACGCAAGUGCAUUCUGUCUGGAGACUACAAGCAGUUACCACCUACUAUUAAAUCCCACGUGGCUGCUUCAAAAGGCUUGUCUCUUAGUCUUAUGGAGCGACUCAUCCAGAUGUACGGUGACUCAGUUGUGCGAAUGCUAACUGUCCAGUAUCGCAUGAAUAGUGCUAUCAUGGAAUGGGCCUCCAAAGAGAUGUACCAAGGAAGAUUGACAGCACACAGCUCAGUGCAAGCACACUUGUUAAAAGAUCUCCCUGGGGUCACAUGUGUUGAGGAAACAAGCACAGCUCUUCUUCUCAUCGACACAGCUGGCUGCGGACUGAUGGAAAUGGAGGUGGCAGAUGAGCAAUCCAAAGGCAACCAAGGGGAGGUUGACAUUGUAGAUCUGCAUAUUAAAGCCUUGACUGAAGCUGGGGUGAAAGCUAAAGACAUUGCUGUUAUUGCUCCUUACAAUUUGCAAGUUGACCUCCUGCGUCAGAAACUUUCUACAAGACAUCCAGAGCUGGAAAUCAAAUCUGUGGAUGGCUUUCAAGGCAGAGAAAAAGAGGCAGUGGUUUUGUCUUUGGUCCGGUCCAAUCGGAAAGGUGAAGUUGGAUUUCUGGCAGAGGACAGAAGAAUAAACGUUGCUGUCACACGCGCGAGACGUCACGUCGCCAUUGUGUGUGACACCCAGACUGUUCAGACUCAUUCUUUCCUCAAGACGCUGGUCAAUCAUAUCACUGAUUGUGGAGAGGUCCGAACAGCAUUUGAGUACUUACAAGACAUUGUACCGCAGAAUUACGUCCGUGACCACAAAGACACGAGACCUGACAACGAGAACGCGCAGAAAGUUGAAAGAAAAAAAGAAAGAAAGAAGAAAUCAAGUGGAACUAGCAGUAAAAAUAGCAACCAACAUAACAAUCCAAUGAAGUCACGUGUAUCAACGUUAAACGAGGAGGAACAGAAAAAAAAACGGGAAAGUGAGAUAAGAAAAAUGGUGGAAAACUUCCUUAAGAACCUCACUCAGAUGGAACUACAGUUUCCAGCGUCAUUCAACUCCCAUGACCGCCUGCUAGUGCACCAAAUCGCCGAAGAGCUGGGCCUCACGCACCAGAGUAAAGGUGAGGGGACAGAGAGAUGUAUCACUGUAUCAAGACCGGAGCAACCAAAACCACGAGAGGAGGAGGAAAGAAAAAAAAAUGACAAAGAGGGAACUUCCCAGGAGAAGGAUGUUCCUCAACAACCCCCGAAAGAGUUAUCACUAGAAAAUCCAUUGGAUUUAAAAAGUUUACAUUUAGAGCGGAUGCAGAGGGAACAGCAGAAAAGGGAAGAAAAUGCUCAACAAAAGAAGCAGCAAAAGAUCUCUGUUUCUACAAAUAAAUCCACUGUCACAAAAGGAAAGAAGCGAACCAAAGCUGGUGCAUGUGAAAUUGCAGCAGCUGCUUCUCCGAGCGACGACUUUGACGCCCUCAUCAACGCCGUGGUGAAGGCUGAGAGUGUGUGCAGUUUUGUCAAGUGUAAAGCUUCCGUGUUAACUCUCGGCCAGCUCUGUCUUUUCUGCAACAGGCAAUAUUGUCUCAGUCACCACAUACCAGAGGUUCACGGCUGUGGCGACAAAGCCAAGACACACGCGCGAAUGAGAAUAAGCAAGGAGGGGGUUCUUUACGCCGGCAGCGGGACAAAGGAUAAAUCAAUGGACCCUAACAAGAAAGCCUAUCUACACAGGAAACUGGACUCUAAACUUAAAGAUAUGGCAACACAGAGGAAAACAAAAAACAAAGACAUGGAUGGUUAA